AUGCUGCUCCCGCACUACUACUACUACCUGUUGUACCUGCUCAGCCUCGGCUCCGUUGCUCACGCUGCAACUAGACGAUUCGCCAUCGAGCCACAAUGGGGGACGGGUGCUCCGGAUGGGUUCACAAGACCGAUGAUCUUGGUGAAUGGCACGUCGCCGGGCCCACCUCUGGUCGUGGACGAGGGCGAUGAUGUGGAGUUCUACGUGCGCAACGGACUGGAUCAGGCCACGACCAUUCAUUUUCAUGGCAUUGAGCAGCUCGACACCCCGUGGUCAGAUGGAGUAGCUGGUCUCUCCCAACGACCCAUUGAGCCCGGCGCCGAUUGGCUCUACAAAUGGACCGCCACACAAUACGGAGUAUACUGGUUCGUGGUUACUGCUGCUGCUGCUACUGAUCAUCCUUCGAAGAGCUUGCACGCUGACCAUGUCCAGUCCCAAAUCAGCGAUGGACUCUUCGGAGCCAUCUACAUCCGCCCCAGAAGCUCGCAGGAUCGACCGUUCAACUCCAUGGCGAGUGACCCUUCGUCGCUCAAUGCCCUGCUGCACGCCGAGGACAAUCCCCACUUCGUCAUGCUCUCCGACUGGCAGCAUGUCACAUCCAACGAGCUCAUGGACAUUGAAGAUCAGGCCAAUGUGGACAUUUAUUGCGCCCAGAGUCUCCUGUUCAAUGGAGUCGGCUCCGUCCAGUGUCUGUCGCGAGAGGAACAGCAAGCGGCCUUGCCGCCGCCCUUCCAGCCGCUGUACGCUUCUGGCGGACCGCUCGCCGGUCAAUGGCUCACUCCUAAUGGCUGUGCUCCAUUCAAUAAACUCACGCAGAGUCCCGGACAGUUCGACGCCAGCCGAGUUCCGCAACAGAUUGUAGGCUGCCAGCCCACACGCAACUCCCCCUACGACUUUCGCGUGAAUCCUGACGACCAAUGGGCAAGCUUCCUCCUCAUCGGCGCCGUCUCCAUUCUGGCCCCCGUGAUCUCCUUGGAUCAUCAUGACUUGUGGGUGUACGCGGUCGACGGACGUUACAUUGAGCCAUACCGCGUGCAAGGACUGCAAAUUUUCAGUGGUGAGCGCUAUUCAGUCAUGGUCCAACUGAACCAACCUCCGGCUACGUAUACGUUCCGCGCAAGUCACUUUGGCCAGAACCAGCUGUUGAGUGGCUUCGCCACGGUGACAUAUACCUCCAACGCAGUCUCCCCCAACAACGACCACGGAGGCAGCGGCAGCGGCAGCAGCCCAGCGCAUCGAGAGCGGAGAAGCGGCAUAAUCUCGCCAUCGCUGGACUUGGGCAUAUCACUCAAUAUACCAGCACUGGGAAUCUCCAUUGGCAAGGACCAAGGCCAGGAUAACGAACACGUCCAGGCCAAUGAUCAAGGCCAGGCCCAUCACCAAGGCCAGACAACAGAAGAGAUGCCAGGCUACUUUACGUAUGGUGGAUUUCCAGUCUCGCAGGAUGUCAUACAACUCAAUACGUGGAACAUUGUACCCUUUCCCAACAUUCCCCCCUCGCAAACCGUCGACGCGACACACAUUUUCAUGAUGUCCCGCUACCAGGCUCCAUGGCUCUGGACCGUCACCGGAACCGAAUCCUAUCCUUCCUUUCCCACCGAGUACGCCGAGGACGACCCAAUGCUCUACAACCCCCACAGUGUCGAAGCCACGAAUCGCGAUCUCGUUGUCCGUACCCAGAAUGACACCUGGGUCGAUCUCGUCUUGGCCGUCACCGACGCCUUUGGCCCACCGCAUCCCAUGCACAAACACAGCAAUAAAAUGUACAUCAUCGGCCAAGGCACCGGCAACUGGACCUGGAAUAGCGUUGCAGAAGCGGCUGCUGCACAACCUCAGAACUUCAACUUUUACACGCCGCAAUUUCGAGAUGGCGCCGCCACGGCCCCUUCGGCCGGUCAGCCUGUAUGGAUGGUCGCGCGCUAUCACGUCGUCAAUCCUGGUGCGUUCUUGCUGCAUUGCCAUAUCCAAACUCAUCUGGCCGGCGGAAUGGCAGUGGCUUUACUCGAUGGCGUGGAAGAUUUCCCUCCGAUACCGCAGGAAUAUCGAAUUGAUGGGAAUGGAAUGAAGCGAUGA
Sphaerulina musiva SO2202 is the source of this 2073-nucleotide messenger RNA. Its product is annotated as Cu-oxidase_3-domain-containing protein. The transcript has 3 exons. Gene Ontology annotation, molecular function: copper ion binding; oxidoreductase activity. The record is from RefSeq and is a predicted model, not a curated record. Bases 1 to 2073 code for a protein of 690 amino acids. Lineage: Eukaryota; Fungi; Ascomycota; Dothideomycetes; Mycosphaerellales; Mycosphaerellaceae.